Molecule: messenger RNA, 1074 nt
Organism: Hyalella azteca
Lineage: Eukaryota; Metazoa; Arthropoda; Malacostraca; Amphipoda; Hyalellidae
Product: craniofacial development protein 2-like
Exons: 1
Coding region: 1-1074 (357 amino acids)
Biological process (GO): chromatin remodeling
Cellular component (GO): nucleus
Molecular function (GO): catalytic activity
Source: RefSeq, a predicted model, not a curated record
AUGCGCACCGGCCUGUCCGAUGACCUCCGUGUCAUUUCAGACUUUCGAAAGACCACAGUGAUUGACAGGGAGCUACAUAGACUAAACGUGGAUAUAGCAACGCUGCAGGAAACUCGACUCCCAGAAGAUGGCUCCCUAAGAGAGGAACACUACACCUUCUUCUGGCAGGGGAGAGGAAUCGGAAAUGUGAGGGAGCAUGGAGUUGGCUUUGCUGUCAGGAACACCCUGCUUCGCACGAUUGAGCCCCCGCAUGGCGGCACGGAGAGAAUCCUCACCCUACGUCUUUCAACGUCGGCUGGUUUUGCAAACAUAAUUUGUGUCUACGCACCAACGCUCCAAGCACCGCCUGAGACCAAGGAUAGGUUCUACGAACUCAUGGCGAAUACCAUUGACAGGAUCCCAAUGCACGAGCAUAUUUACCUCGUGGGCGACUUCAACGCCAGAGUUGGGACAGACCACGAGUCCUGGCCUGAAGUGCUGGGUCAUCACGGCAUCGGGAAAAUGAAUGAAAACGGCCAAAGAUUGCUAGAAUUCUGCUGCCACCACAACUUGUGCGUGACAAAUACGUUCUUCCAGAACAAACUAUGCCACAGGGCAUCGUGGAGACAUCCCAGAUCGAAGCACUGGCACCAGCUGGACUUAAUUAUCACACGCCGCGGCUCUUUGAACAGCGUGCGAAACACAAGAGUAUACCACAGCGCCGACUGCGAUACUGACCACUCAUUGGUCAUAUCCAACAUCAAAAUUAAACCAAAGAAAUUACACACUCUCAAGAGGAAAUGCCAGCCAAGAAUUGAUGCCAGCAAGGCCUCCUGUCCCGCUGGAAAUCAAAUUCUAGUCGAGCAUCUUGCGGAGCUGCUCCCUGCCGAACGAGCAGAGCGCGCAAUCGGUGGGUGGUGCUCUCUCCGCAGCGCCAUCUAUAAUGCUGCUGUCUUGGCCUAUGGUAUAAAGGAGCGAAAUAGUGCGGACUGGUUUGGGGCCAACAUCUGCGUGCUGGAACCUGCCAUCAGCAGCAAAAGAAGAGCAAUGCUUAAAUACAAAAGUGAUCCAAGCCAGCGGAACCACAGGCAUUGA